CUCGUGUUACAAUGCAGCUCUGACAAAGUGUUGGUGCGGCGCGAGCCGCCAUUUCAAAGCAGAAUAAACACACGGGAUUUACGGACGGUUAUAAACAAUAUCAGUGAAUAUUUGUGAAGGUUCGUUGUUUUGAAAAGCUCUCGGUGUUUUAAGAUGGAUGCUGAAACACAGCAGGUGGAGGAGACAACAGAAGUGAAGGCCACAGACACGCCCACAAAGGAGGAGCCUGUAACUGAUAGCAAGUCCAGGGGUCGUGGAGUGAAGGGCCGCGGCAGAGGUGGUCGGAUGGGCCGCGGAGGUCGCGGCGGGCGAGGAAUGAUGCUGAUGAAAGGGUUUAGACCUCCGGGUCACAUGAGAGGCAGAGGCCGCGAUGGGUUCUCAAACGGAUUUGUACCCAUGAGGAGGGGCAUUGGUAGAACAUGGCCGUAUCCAGACAUGCGUGGCCGGAGAGGUAGAGGCGGUCCAAUGGGAAUGCACUUAGGUCUGCCCCCUCCCCCGCCCCCGCCAAUGCGCAUGAGAGGACCUCCUCCCCCCAUGCACAGGCACGGCCCACCUCUGCCUCCACCACCGGGGCACCCGGGCUUCAGAGGGCGGCCCCCACAUCUGAGAGGGCGGGGCAUGAUGCCACCCGGCCCUCCACGCUAUUUCCACCCCAGAGGCUACCACAACGGAUCGGCCCCUCCAAUGCCCCACCCGCCUCCAGGCAGGGGCCAGCGCUGGCCAGGGCCCCCUGGUGGCCGGAGGUUUUAACGCACCUCAGACGUAGUUAAAAUCUGUAGCGUUUAUGCCCACCGAAUCAUUUCUGUCCGAACAGACUCGCAGGUCCUGUAACAAAAUACACCACCUUUUUCUGUUACUGUAUUUGAAGAAAAAGCCCCAAAAAAACAUUUAAAAGCACUCUCACUCUGAAGAAGACAAGGACACAUGUUCUUAAGUUGAUAUAAAUUUUAAGUGUAUUUCAUGAGACUUUUACUCCUAAGUGUUGUCUAGUCUGCGUGGUGCUAUUCCUGUGAGCCUUGAUACGAAGCAAUGAAAGUGCAUUUUAGAGAAUGAGAAGUUAAGAGACUGUCAAUAUGAUAUUUCUGUAGUCUUUGGACCUCUCAGAUAUGUCAGAUAAUGUCAGAUCACUGACCUUCCCCCCACAAUAUGUUCUCCAUGUGUAGUGCUCAUGAAUUAUUAAUGGUUAAAUCAUAAAUGUGCAGCUACUUGAAGUCAAGUAAAAAUAUUGCUGUUAAAAAGUAUUCAAGUUUUUUUGUCCUAAGCGGUCCACACUGUUGAAUUAUAUUCUGUUAAAAUCACAAUUACAUGGAUUCAUUAGCCAUCACAGUAGAGUAGUGCUACAGUUCUUUAAUUAAAUAUUUUUCUUGCUUUUCUAGUUCAAAGCUAGUUUCAACAGUAUUUCAUUAAAAAUAGUAAAAAUAAAAUAAAAAAAUCUUCUGUGUUUUUGAAGUGUUAUGACACAUUAACAUAUUGUAACUGCUAAAGUCAUGUGAAUUUUGUGAAUGUAAAUUGAACGGAUAACAGCUUAGUUUUGAAAAACAAAAUAAAGUUAACAUAAAAUGA
Messenger RNA from Myxocyprinus asiaticus (Chinese sucker), 1563 nucleotides. RefSeq names its product basic salivary proline-rich protein 1-like. The record is from RefSeq and is a predicted model, not a curated record. The transcript has 6 exons. NCBI's taxonomy places the organism in Eukaryota, Metazoa, Chordata, Actinopteri, Cypriniformes, Catostomidae. The coding region runs from base 154 to 750 and encodes 198 amino acids.